UCCCCGGACAUCGCGGGGUGUGCGUGACGUCACGGAUUGAGGGGGCGGGUUGCUGUGACGUCACGGCGCUCCCGGCAGCCCCCGCGGCCAUGGCGGGGGGGGGUCCCUGGGCCCGGCUCGCGGCCGCGCUCGCGCCCCCCGCGCCCCCCGCCCUGCGCCGGCCCCGCCCCUCCGCACGUCAUCAGACGGAGCUGCUGCUGCUGCUGCUCGAUUCCCCGCCGCUCCCUGAGCGCUGCCCGGCCGGGGCCGACCCCGGCGCGGCCGCUCCCGGUUCCGAUGGCUCCGAUCCCGGUGCCGCUCUGCUGGCGCUGCUCUCGGAGCCCGCCCCGGGUCCCCCCCGGUGCCUCCUGCUCGUGGCCGCGCUCUCGGUGCUCGCGGCCCGCGGGGACCGCGCGGGGCUGGCGGCGCUGGCGGCGCUGCUGCAGCGCCCGGGAACGGCGGGGACGGCCCCGGCGGCGGCGGCGGAGUGCGAGCGGGAGCUGCGGCGGAUCGCGGCCGCCACCGGGACCCCCGGGAUCCCCGGGACCACCGGGACCGGCACCGGGACCACCGGGACCCCCGGGCGGGGCUGCCCCGCGCCGCAGCCGCUGCUGCUGCUGAGGGCGGAGGGGGCGGCAGACCCAGCGGGUCCCUGGGGAGAGGCGGGGCUGGAUCCGGGCUCUGCCUUUGGCCUCGCCCCCCCCGCCCGGGCCCAGCUCCUUCAUCUCCCUCGUUCCGGCGCCGGGGGGGGGGUCCCGGGAGCCCCCCCGGUUUUGGCGUGCGCGGACCCGGCCCCGGUGCAGGCGGCGCUGCUGGGGGGGGGUCUCGGCGCGGGGGGGGCGCGGCGAUUGGCGGCGCUGGCGCUGCACCCCGCGCUGCCCCCCCCCCUGCGCCUCUUCUUCCUCCUCUGCCUCCUCCAGGGCGGGGGGCGUCGGGGGGGGGACCCCCAAAAUCCGCCCCGCCCCCCGCCCCUCACGGAGCUGCCCCCCCAUUUGGCGGCCGCGCUGUUCCCGGGGGGGGGCGGCGGCACCGGGGACCCCCCCGAGCUCUUCCUGCCCCGUUUCGAGGCGGCCGCGGCGCUUUGCGACCCCCCCCAAAUUACCCCGGGGGGGGCUGAGAGACUCCCGACCCCUCCCCAAAUUCUAGAGGGGGCUGCGAGACUCCCGACCCCUCCCCAAAUAAUCCCGGGGGAGGGGGCUGUGAGACCCCCCCCGACCCCCCCCCAAAUCAUCCUCCCGGGGGGCCGCGAGUGGCUCUGGGCGCAGGUGGAGUUUUUGGGGGGGGGUCCCCCCGAUUUGUUCUGCCGGGCCGUUCUCUCCUAUUGCCGCCGUUUCGGGGGGGUCCCGGGCGGGGCUUUGGGGGUCGCGGCUCAGAGGUUGUUGGGGGGGGGUCACCCCGCGGCCCCCCCGCACCUGCUGGAGCUGGCCAAGGUUUUGGGGGGGUCCCUGGGGGGGGCGCUGAUGGCGCAGGUGCUGCGGGCGCCCCCGCCCCCCCCCGGCUCCCCCCAGCUCCGCGCGGUGCUCAGGGUGCUGCGGGACCCCCCCGCGACCCCUCCCCAAAUUCUGCCGCAGCUCCGCGGGUACCUGCGGAGGGCGCUGGCGGCCGGGGGGCGCGGCUGGGGGGGGGCUCAGGGGGUCCUGAGCGCCGCCGCCCCCCUCCUGCCCCGCGGGGGGGUCCCGCUGUGCCCCCCCCCGCCCCGAGACCCCCCCUCAAUUUGGGGAGGGGGCGACCCCGACCUGUGGGAUCGCUGCCGCCUGCAGGGGGCGCUGGCGGCCGCGCUGGGCCCCCCCAAAUUGGCCGCGGUUUUGGGGCCCCCCCCGCGCUGCGCCCCCGCGCCCCCUCCCCAAAACGGCUCCGGGGGGGGCUCCGGGGGGGGAGGGGGCGCCCCCCCCUCGCUGCUGCCCGCGCCUCCCCCACUGCGCAUGCGCUGCCUCCCCGGGCCCCUCCCCCCGUUCGGGGCCCCCCCCGGAGCCCCCCAGGAGGACCCCGAGGGUUGGGGGGGGGCGCUGCUGGCGGGGGGGGGGCGGCCCGUGCCCCUCCCACUGCGCCUGCGCCUGGAGCCUCUGGGGGGGCCCCAAAGCGAGGGGACCCCGACCCGAAAUGGGGGCUCCGGGACCCCUCCCCAAAUUGGGGACCCCGAGACCCCUCCUCAGAUUGCCGCCCCGCCCCCCCCCGUGCUGGCGCUGCAGGUGCUGCUGGGAGGGGGCGGGGCCUGGGCCGAGGGGGCUCUGGCGGCGCUGGGGGGGGGUCGCGGGGGGGGUGGGGGCGGGGCCGAGCUGACCCUGACCCUGCGCCCCCCCCGAGCUUUGCCCCCCUCCCUCGAGGCCGCCGCCAUUUUCAGCCCGGGGAGGGGGGCAGGAGACCCCCAGGAAGGGGGCGGGGUCUCGUUCCUGGCGCCCCUCCCCCCGCUGGAGCUGCCUCUGGGGGUCCGGCUCCGCCCCCUCGGGUUCCCCCCGCCCUGGGACCCCCCCCGGGCCCGCAGCGCCUUCGAGGCCCUUUGGGGGGCGCUGGGGGGGGGGCCCGAGACCCUCCUGGUGCUGGGGGGAGGCGCCGCCGCCCCUCCCCCCGCGCUCGCCCCCCUGUUGGUGCCCUCGGAAGGGGGGGGGGCGGAGGGGGGUGGGGGAUGGGCGCUGGCGGCCGCCGCCCCCCCCAAGGGCGUGGUCCUGGCGCGGGGGGGGCCGGGGGGGGAGGGGCGGGUGCGGGGGCAGCGCUGGGGGGGGGUCCUGCUGCUGGCGCGGCUGCUGAGGGGGGAGGGCGGGGCCUGA
Zonotrichia leucophrys gambelii is the source of this 2744-nucleotide messenger RNA. Its product is annotated as basic proline-rich protein-like. The coding region runs from base 90 to 2744 and encodes 884 amino acids. The transcript is spliced from 4 exons. NCBI's taxonomy places the organism in Eukaryota, Metazoa, Chordata, Aves, Passeriformes, Passerellidae. The record is from RefSeq and is a predicted model, not a curated record.